Messenger RNA from Thermochaetoides thermophila DSM 1495, 699 nucleotides. RefSeq names its product DASH complex subunit duo1-like protein. NCBI's taxonomy places the organism in Eukaryota, Fungi, Ascomycota, Sordariomycetes, Sordariales, Chaetomiaceae. Gene Ontology annotation, biological process: mitotic cell cycle. The transcript is spliced from 2 exons. The record is from RefSeq and is a predicted model, not a curated record. Gene Ontology annotation, cellular component: DASH complex; mitotic spindle. Bases 1 to 699 code for a protein of 232 amino acids.
AUGGCGGACGAAAUGGAUUUCUACAGCUCAGACUACCACAACGACGACGCCUUCGAGACCCCGUCGAAGCCACCCACCUCUACCUCGGGCCGACCUAAGGGAUCUGGCGCUCAGGGAGGAGGAGGGAUGCGCUUCGACACGGAAGAAGCGCGCGAAGCAGCCCUUCGCAAGGAGCUCGAGGGCGUUCGCAAGAUCAACGAGGUUAUCGAGGGCAUGAUCGGGACGCUGGAGCGGGCUAAGGGGAAUAUGGGUACCGUCUCCCAAACCGUCACCAACGCCACAACCCUGCUCAACACCUGGACGCGCAUGCUCUCGCAGACCGAGCACAACCAGCGCCUGAUCCUCAACCCGGAAUGGAAGGGUGCCACGCAGGAUCUGCUCGAGUUGGAAGCGGAAGAGCGUAGAAGACAAGAGGAGGUUGAGCGUCGCGCUGCGGAGGCAGAGCGUCGUCGGGAAGAGGCUCGUCGGAAGGCCGAGGAGGAGGAGAGGAGGCGGGCGGCGGCGGCGGCGGCGGCGGCGGCUCCGGCGGGGAGGAGUGUGGGGAGAGGGACGACGAGGGGGAGAGUACGCGGAUCGGGGUUGACCAGAGGGGCCUCGUCGUCGGCGUCUGGGUCAGAGACUACCAGGACGACGUCCGGGAUAGCGAGGGGAGGGUUUGGGUAUACACGGGGAACGGCGAGAUACAGAGGGGCGAAAUGA